CACAGCUUUUUACAAAUUUAGCAAUAUCGCGUGUCAUAUUUUUCCAAUAGUAUUUUGUACGUAAUUUUGCAUAGAGUUUUUUGUUUCCGCAAUGUCCGCCUGAUAUCGGGUCGUUAUGGUAAAUUGUCAUGAGUUUAAUGGGUCGAUUAUGUAUAGCAACGCAACUAUGCUUCGGUUGGCAGCUUGCAACGCAACUGAAAAGAAAAUUUGUAUUACGAAUGGCAACUAUCGCCAGUUGCUGAAAAGUUAUCGAUUAUUGAAAUUUGACAGCUCGUCAACCAGCGCAGGAUUGUAAACAAGCAAAAUAAUCGCAAAAUAAAAGUGAAAUAAAGUUAUUAAUAUAGAGUUUUUAAUAAUAAGUCUUGCUACAAUGCUUAGUUCAAUAGAACUAUUUUUUGAAGAGGAGGAGGAGUGUACGAACGCAGCAUCAAUCAGGCGACAUUUAAGGGAUAAUUCCAAUCCUUUAGAGCUGCCGCCGGCACUAUUUAAAGCAUAUUUCCGACUUCCAAAAGAAGCUGUAUUAUAUUUGGUAAAUACAUUGAGGAAUGACUUUAGGCGGAACCAUCGUUCAACUGCAGUACCUCCGCUAAUAAAAGUUUGCGGAGCUCUCCGAUUUUUUGCAGAAGGAAGUUUUCUGAAGUCUCACGGCAAUGACUUCAAUUUGGGACUGGCGCAACCUACGAUGUCGGUUGUUUUAAAAGAGAUGCUUCAACUGAUUGAGGAAAAAAUUUGCAAUCAAUGGAUUACUGCAAAAAUGGCCGAGGAAGAGAAAUACAAAAACAAGAACUUCUUUUACUCGAAAACGAAAUUUCCUGGUGUUGUUGGAUGUAUAGAUGGGACACAUGUGCAUAUAAUGUGACCGAAGGAGGAUGUUCGCCACUUAU
Molecule: messenger RNA, 884 nt
Organism: Rhagoletis zephyria (snowberry fruit fly)
Lineage: Eukaryota; Metazoa; Arthropoda; Insecta; Diptera; Tephritidae
Source: RefSeq, a predicted model, not a curated record